This is a messenger RNA of Benincasa hispida (wax gourd), 6742 nucleotides long. RefSeq names its product recovery protein 3 (gene REV3). Gene Ontology annotation, cellular component: nucleus; zeta DNA polymerase complex. Lineage: Eukaryota; Viridiplantae; Streptophyta; Magnoliopsida; Cucurbitales; Cucurbitaceae. The record is from RefSeq and is a predicted model, not a curated record. Gene Ontology annotation, biological process: error-prone translesion synthesis; double-strand break repair via homologous recombination. Gene Ontology annotation, molecular function: DNA binding; nucleotide binding; DNA-directed DNA polymerase activity.
AAGUGGUGCAAAGUGCAAUUUCAGUUUCAUUUUGGCAUGGGAAGAGUGCUGUGGAAGUUUUCAGAAUUUACACAACAUAAAAAGGCUUCUCCACCGCGCCAUUUUCUUGCGCCAAAAUUAACACGAACAGAAAGCAAAUUGAUUUUCAAUCCGGUGCACCGAAGUCCACGAAGCUCAAAUUCACCUCCUCAUUCAUCAAUGGAUUUUCGUUUUUCCUCUCUCGUGGUUAAUGAUUCUAAACCUUUCUCUUUGUUCCGGUGAAUUGGAAGCAAGACAAUGGGGGAUUUGCAAUCAGAAUCGAGUGUCUUCAGUGUUCGGAUCGUCUCCAUCGACUACUACCUUGCACCUCCAAUUCCAGGCCUCGGCGUAUCCUACAGUAGCUUUCAAGGCGGGAAGGUGAACGAGGUCCCUGUAUUGAGAAUAUAUGGUUCCACUCCAGCUGGUCAGAAAACAUGCGUCCAUGUUCAUGGAGUUUUACCCUAUUUAUAUGUGCCGUGCUCAGAGAUUUCAUUGCAGUUGCACUGCAAAGGAGAAGCUUUAGGGAAUGAUGUAUCUCUUGCCCUUGAAAAAGCCUUAAAGCUGAAAGGCAAUUCUGGUUCAAAGAGACAGCAUGUACAUGGUUAUAAUCUUGUUCGAGCGAAGAAGCUUUAUGGUUACCAUUCAUCAGAAGAGCUUUUUAUGAAGAUAUAUUUAUAUUAUCCUCAAGAUAUCACCCGCGCUGCAAAUCUUCUGCUGAAUGGUGCUGUUCUCGAGAAGAGUAUACAGCCUUAUGAGUCCCACAUACCAUUUGUCCUGCAGUUCCUUGUUGACUAUAAUUUGUAUGGUAUGGGUCUUCUGCAUCUAGUGAAAUUGAAGUUCCGUCAUCCAAUACCAGAUGCUUCAGGGAAGAAAUUAGAUAACAUUUUCCGGUACAUGCGUGAGAAUCAUGCAAUGGAUAAUCCAACUAGCAUGCCUUCUGAUCCUCAGGCAGAUACAAGUAAUGAUGCAGCAUCAACUUCACCAGAAUGGAUAUCUUCUAAAAUUCCAACAGAUUGGAUGUGGAAUUUUCCUAAUGCAACGGAUGCCUUAGAUGACAAUGGUGUCAAUUUCUGUAAACGUCAAAGUGUUUGUGAACUUGAGGGAGAUGUUGCUGUAGAAGAUAUUCUCAAUCAACAUUCUAAACUCUAUACAUCUUUUUCUCAAACCUAUUCGGACGUGAAGAUGGUUCAAUCACUUGUUUCAAUUUGGGAGGAGGAGUAUAGGAGAACUGGCCUGCAGGAGGCACCAGUGCCACCUGAUCCUGGAAAACCAUUGCCAAAAGAAGUUUUGGAGGCUUUCUCACUUGGUGUGGACUAUGAGAAAAAACUGACUGAAUUAUAUGAGAGACCAAAAAGUCCAUCAGUGUUAACUCCACUUGAAGAAGAUGAAAGGUUGGUGCAGUCCUUGACAUCUUCAGCUAAUGAAGCAGAUAUAACUGGAGUAGGAUGUUCUGAUGGCAAGCCUCUGAAACAUGUUAAGGAGAUAAGCAGAACUAAUUCAGACUCAUUUUGCCCUUCUUCAUUUGAAGAUUAUGACAAAAUGCUGAUUGAAGGAGAGGAUGUGGUCCCAAGAUUGUCUAUGGAUGAAGUUCAAGUAACUCCCAAGGCUGUCGACGAGGAGGCACUAGGACUCUUGAGAUGGCUAGCUACUUCUCAGGCUGCACAAGAUAUCAAUUCCGAUGAUGAACUUCUUUGUGAGACAAUUUUGGGGCCCUUGUUGCCUGCAGCGAACAUGGAUCAAGUGCUAGAGAGAGCUAGCCAGGAUUAUGGUUCUGAGUCUCAAAAGGAGUGUCAAGACAUCCUUGAUUCAGUUGAAGAUCUAGAGGAAUUUGAGGGGUUUAACAAGAGAAAAUGUUGUCCAGAUGAUGAGCAUCUUCACAGGUCUUCUUCUGAAGAAACUAUUCCCCAACUUGAUGGUGCUUCUGAUGAUGUGUUCUCUUCUUGUGGAGGGUCGACUGAAAACUCAGCUGAUAGGGAUUUAAAUUUUGAGAAUGAAAAAUCUUCCAAACUUGCGGCAUUGCAUGGCAUUGAUUCAGGUUCUUGCAGUCACAAAAAAGAGAAAUCAUUGUGGGGAUCUUUACCUUUUCACGAGACUGAGAAAUUGAAUACAGAUUCAACAUGUGUCAAUUCUUGCAGGCCUGAUAUAUGUGCAAGUUUGACCAAAGAUUCUGAAUUCAUCAGUUACUUUUCUAGAGAUGAUGGAAGACAGAUGGAUGUUACAUUACAAAAUGCAGGUGCAGGUGCAGGUACAUAUAACUCCAGGGAAGGCUAUGUCUUUGUAGAACGUUCUGUACGUGAUUUGAUGAGGAGGAAGCGUCACUAUCGAAAUGAGCCACUUGACUGUGGAUAUGGUAAAGUUAAAAAUUUUACUGUUGAUAGCAGGCAAAGAAAAGUGUGGUCAAGAGACUUGGAUUCUCAAGUGUUUCAGUCCAAUGAGCAUAGCUUGAGAUUUCGGGAUUCUUCCCAUUUGAUGCCAUGUUUAACUAAUCAAAAUUCAAGUUCUGACGUGUUUUAUGAGAAUAAGUCUGCUUAUUCUAAUAGUUCCAUGUAUGGUAAACUGCCGCUUGUAGAUGGGUGUGAUGGCUUAGUGCAAGCUAGUUCACCAAAUGUGGGAGAAAUCCCUGGAUCUGAAAUAGUUACAGGUCCUUCUCAAGUGUGCUCUUAUGUGUGGCUCUCUGAGUCAGAGACCCUAGGCGUAGGUCCUGUUUCUCUAGGUGGUUGUGAAAUCUUGGCUAGCAAGGAAUCUAAUUCUGGUGCAAGUGAUGCUAAUGCUCAUGAGAGCACACCUUCCAUACAAUGUGCAGACGAGGAUUAUUUGGCUCCAAGUACAAAAAGAAGAUUUCUUUUGGUUAAUCAGUAUAGUAAUGAUAGAAAACAAAAAGAGGAUUCUGUUUUGUCUGGGCUUGGCCACUCUGUGUCUAUGGUUGCCGAUUUUCACGGUGAGCAAACAUUAUCAAUUGGUUUGACUACUCGCAGAAAGCCUCCAAAUGCAGAUUUGAUUCAUAAGGAACAUUUAAACGUUUCAACUUCGUCUAUCAUGCCCUGGAAACUUGCUCCUUUGGAUCAGAAAGACGUUGAAGGGAGAACAGGGAGAGCUUUGGAUGAUCUUCUGCCAUUUUUUCUACACAGAGACAAGAAAGAUAUUUUUGAAGAUUAUGGUUACAGUUCUCCGCAAGAAGCUGCCAUGGGUGUUCCUAUUCACUAUCGAAAUGAUGGCUCCUUCAUGUAUAUUUUGACACCUGUAAACUCACCUCCUUCUACAGAUAGUGUUAGCCAGUGGCUCACAAGUGAACAGGGAGCUCUUGGGAUCAGCUCAGGAAAACCAUUAGUUGAUGAUCCGAACAAGUCUCUGCCUCAACUUGCUUCUUCAUCUCAUACUAGUCAUAUAGUAAAUCAUGGAGGCCUGCCUAACUCAACUGCAGACGAAACUUCUUUUCCUGAAAAUUUAGAACCAGUCAGAAGUGGAGGAAUUACAGCAGAAGUAAGAGCUUGUGCGAGUUCGUCACAAGAUAUAUCUCAAAUUUCUGGCCCAGAUGGGAUAUCAAAGGCUACUCCUCUCAGCCAAAUUGGGUUUUGUGAUCCUGCAAGUGCUGGAGGAAUGCAGCAAUUAACAUUGUUGAGCGUAGAGGUCCAAGCAGAAUGUAGGGGUGAUCUCAGGCCUGAUCCUCGACUCGAUGCCGUGAAGAUGAUAGCUCUUGCUAUUCAGACUGAUAGUGGCCCCAUUGUUGAAGUUGUUUUAAUUUUUUGUACGAACAUUGAUUCGUCUAAGAGAAACCGUGAUGGGAUAGGCUACAAUGUUUUGGUUCAUCAUGAAGAGAAGUCUUUAUUUCGAAGUUUUAUGAAAAUUAUAUAUUUAACUGACCCAGAUAUUUUGAUUGGCUGGGAUAUUCAAGGUAGUUCUCUUGGAUUUUUGGCAGAGAGAGCUUCUCAGCUCGGUAUAAAUCUGCUAAAUAAGAUAUCUAGGACACCAGAUGAAGCCAAGAUGCUGGAUGGAAAUUCAAAUACUCAAACAGAAAUUCCAGGAAUCUUGGUUUCUGAGUUGGUAAAUUCUGAUUCUGCUGUAGUAGAAGAUGUAGUAGAAGAUAUGAUAGUUGAGGAUGAAUGGGGCCGAACGCAUGCCAGUGGAAUCCAUAUUGGUGGUAGGAUUGUUCUAAAUCUAUGGAGGCUUAUGCGCAAUGAAGUUAAGCUUAAUAUCUACACGCUUGAAGCUGUUGCUGAAGCUGUUUUGAGACGAAAAUUACCUUACAUCCAUCAUAGGGUAUUAACACAAUGGUUUAACAGUGGUCCUCGACAAGCGAGAUUUCGGUGCAUUGAAUACGUGACGGAAAGAGCAAAGUUGAACCUACAAUUAUUGAUGACGCUUGAUAUGAUAAAUAGAACUUCAGAACUUGCUCGUGUGUUUGGCAUUGAAUUUUUUUCUGUUCUAUCUCGAGGUUCACAAUAUCGUGUUGAAUCUAUGUUGCUAAGAUUGGCACAUAGUCAAAACUAUCUGGCAGUCUCCCCUGGGAAUUUGCAGGUCGCAUCACAACCUGCAAUGGAAUGUCUGCCACUUGUGAUGGAACCGGAGUCUGGUUUUUAUGCUGAUCCUGUUGUUGUUUUAGAUUUUCAGUCUCUUUAUCCCUCCAUGAUAAUUGCUUACAACCUUUGCUUUUGUACAUGCUUGGGGAAAGUAGCCCCUUCAAAGGUCAAUACGCUAGGAGUUAUUUCAUAUUCACCAGAACGACAGGUUCUUGACGAAUUGAAAGAUCAGAUACUGUUCACUCCUAAUGGUGUAAUGUACGUACCACCAAAGGUUCGUAAAGGUAUAUUGCCUCGUCUUUUGGAGGAGAUAUUAUUGACUAGAAUCAUGGUAAAGCAGGGAAUGAAAAAGCUGGCUUCAUCACAGAAAGUUCUUCAGAGGGUAUUUAAUGCAAGACAGCUUGCCUUGAAGCUAAUAGCAAAUGUAACAUAUGGCUAUACGGCUGCUGGUUUUAGUGGUCGUAUGCCUUGUGCUGAGCUUGCAGAUAGUAUUGUUCAGUGUGGCCGCCGUACACUAGAAAGUGCAAUCUCAUUUGUUAAUUCACAGGAGAAAUGGAAGGCUAAAGUUAUUUAUGGGGAUACUGACAGCAUGUUUGUUCUUCUAAAGGGACAUACGGUCGAACAGGCUUUUGGCAUUGGGCAGGAGAUUGCAUCUGCAGUCUCUGCAAUGAAUCCCAAUCCAGUCACACUCAAGAUGGAGAAAGUUUAUGCCCCUUGCUUCCUUCUCACUAAGAAGCGUUACGUUGGCUACAGUUUUGAGAGCCCUGAACAAAUUGAACCCACCUUUGAUGCUAAAGGCAUUGAGACUGUACGGAGAGAUACUUGUGCAGCCGUGGCAAAGACAAUGGAGCAAUCAUUGAGGCUUUUUUUUGAACAUCAGGAUAUUUCGGAGAUCAAAACAUAUUUGCAGCGUCAAUGGAAGCGGAUUCUUUCUGGAAGGGUUUCAAUUCAAGAUUUUGUCUUUGCAAAGGAGGUACGGCUGGGUACAUAUCGCACAAGGGGCCCAUCCUCACUUCCACCAGCGGCAAUUGUGGCCACUAAAGCAAUGAGAAUUGAUCCAAGGGCAGAACCGCGUUAUGCGGAACGAAUUCCUUAUGUCGUAAUUUAUAGGGAGCCUGGAGCUCGCCUUGCAGAUAUGGUUGUUGAUCCAAUGGAUCUUUUGGCUGUGGAUUCCCCCCACAGAUUGAACAGUCUAUAUUACAUCAACAAACAGAUAAUACCUGCCCUGCAAAGAGCGUUUGGUCUUGUUGGAGCCAACUUAAAUCAGUGGUUUUUGGAGAUGCCUCGUCCUGUAAGGGAGGUGUUUUUUAAACAACCCUUAUCAACUGCAAAUCCUAACCGAACCCGAAUUGAUUAUUACUACCUAUCUAAGCAUUGUAUACUAUGUGGUGAGUUAGUCCAGACCUCGUCUAAUUUAUGCAACCAGUGUCUACAAAAUGAAGCUGCAGCUACCACUGCGAUAAUCAUAAAAACUUCAAAGUUAGAGAGUGAAAUGCAACACCUUGCUGCCAUAUGCCGGCACUGUGGAGGAGCAGACGGGAUUGUGGAAUGUGGUGUGAAAUGUAUUUCACUCGCAUGUUCAGUUUUCUACGAAAGGCUAAAAGUUCAGAAAGAAUUACGUGGUCUUGUUGCUGUUGCUGCACACAAAGAUCUGUAUCCAAAAUGGACAGUUGAGUGGUUCUGAUUUCUGGCUUCUCAAAGCAUGAACUGAAAGUCUCUCCAUUUUUCAAAGGUAAUGUAGGUUUCCACCCCUUAAACUUCGCUUUUAGAAGGGCUUAUUAGUGACCACGUCAUAUACACAUAGCCUUGUGUUGCUACCCCAUUUAUUCUGCACUAGACAUAAUGAGCGAACCAUGCUACGGUGGGGAAGGCUGGCUAAGGGGUGUUCUACAAACUAGGCCCGCAAUCCAUGCACAUGGACAGCCGGCCGAGAGAACUCCUUGGCGCUGCACGGGCGAGGCGAAAAUUUAUGAUUCGAAAUUAGUCCUGUGAUACCCUGUAUCAUAUGUUUUUUCUGUAUCUAUUGAUAAGAAACUGACUUAAUAGCCAUAUUCUGUUACAUAUAUCUUUGUUUCAUCAGAUGUGUAAAUUAAUAUAGAAAGAUCUAAGGGGAUUGGUAUAUGUAGCUUUUGAUUAUUGUAAGAUACAUCUUUGUUUAUCUGGAUUGAGUCAAUUGACAAAUGAAAAAUUAAGCUAAAAAUUUGGUA